CAACGCCCACUGCUUUCAAUUCUUGAUCAAACGACAUCGUUCGUCUUUUCAAAGCAAUAUAACCCCACGCGCCGCCGUCUCUUACAAUGGAUAGGCCGCGCUUCAUGGUUAUGACAUACCCAGCUCAAGGCCACAUAAACCCAGCUCUACAAUUUGCAAAGCGUCUCGCCAGCAUCGGCGCCGACGUCACCUUCGUCUUACCCCUCUCCGCCUACCGCCGCAUGGCAAAGGGCUCGGGUUCGGAACCGGAACCUGGUACACCGUACGGAUCGGCCAUAACUUUUGCACCGUAUUCUGUAGACGGAUACGACGACGGGUUCAAGCGCGGAGGCGACAUGAAACACUACUCGUCGGAGGUGAAGCGUUGCGGGUCUCAAUCCAUAACCGAUCUCGUCGUUUCGGGGCAAAACGACGGCCGACCCUACUGUUGCUUUGUCUACACGCUUCUCCUCCCCUGGGCAGGGAACUCCGCCGCCGAGCUCGGACUCCCGUCGGUUAUGUUGUGGAUUCAACCGGCCACGGUUUUCGAUGUGUACUAUUUGUACUUCAAUGGUUAUGCGGAUAUCAUCAAGGAGAACAUGAGCAAACGACAAUCUCAUACAAAAACGACACUUCCGGGGCUGUCGUUGGAGUUCGACCGACGAGAUUUACCGUCGUUUAUGGACGCCGAGGAUGCUUAUUCCUUCAUUCUCCCGCACUUUCAAGAACAGUUCGAUAUGAUUUCGAAGCAAAAUCACCAAAGAUCAAUACUUGUCAACACUUUCGACGAGUUAGAAGUUGAAGCUUUGAGAGCGGUUAGUGAUCUGACUUUGAUCGGAAUCGGGCCUCUAAUUCCGUCGGCUUUUCUAGAUGAGAAUGACCCGUCCGACAAGUCUUUCGGCUGUGAUAUUUUCCACGGGUCCGAAGGCAACAAGUACAUCGAUUGGCUGAACUCGAAGCCCAAAACGACAGUGGUGUACGUGUCGUUUGGGAGCAUAUUGGAUUGGUCAAAGCAACAAAUGGAGGAAAUCGCCAAAGGGUUGCUAUCUUAUGGCCGUCCAUUCUUGUGGGUCGUAAGGGAGAAGAGAGACAAAGUGGAAAACGACAAAGAUUGUGAUGAGGAUAACGAUGAGUUGGUGAGUUGCAGAGAAGAAUUGGAAAAGCUUGGAAUGAUAGUGCCAUGGUGUUCUCAAUUGGAGGUUUUGAGUAACGAGUCAAUCGGGUGUUUUGUGACUCACUGUGGCUGGAACUCGACGUUGGAGAGCUUGGCUUCUGGUGUUCCAAUGGUGGCGUUUCCGAAAUGGUCCGAUCAAGGGACUAAUGCCAAGCUCAUAGAAGAAGAGUGGAAAAUUGGGGUGAGAGUGAAGCCCAACGAGGAUGAAAUCGUCGAGAGUGAAGAGAUUAGGAGGUGUUUGGAGUUGGUUAUGGGGAAGGAAAACGAAGAAUUGAGAAGGAAUGGAAAGAAAUGGAAGGAUUUGGCUAAGGGAGCUGUCAAAGAAGGUGGUUCUUCUGAUAAAAAUCUCAAGUCUUUUGUGGCACAAAUGAAUCAUAUAUCUUAAUUAUUUGAUAAAAAAAAACAUAAUAUUUGUUGUUAUUCCUUUCUAGAUAUAAUUCUCACACUUUAAAUCGAUUAUAAUAGUAAAGUUUUGAAAUUUUAAUUAA
This is a messenger RNA of Humulus lupulus (European hop), 1641 nucleotides long. Its product is annotated as phloretin 4'-O-glucosyltransferase-like. Gene Ontology annotation, molecular function: UDP-glycosyltransferase activity. NCBI's taxonomy places the organism in Eukaryota, Viridiplantae, Streptophyta, Magnoliopsida, Rosales, Cannabaceae. The coding region runs from base 87 to 1538 and encodes 483 amino acids. The record is from RefSeq and is a predicted model, not a curated record. The transcript has a single exon.